AUGGCCGCCAUCGAAGCCGUCCAACAACGCAAAGGUCAUCCAAUCUACGGCGUGCGCGCGGGCUCAAUCAGGACGCUAAUAAAGCAAAGCAGAAACACGCCAGACGAGAGCCUGUGGGUGCGUCGCAGCGGUCGUGGGAGCAGACUGGCAGCUGACGUGGCUGCCAAUCUGCUCCCAUCUGCCCCAGGGCAACUGUGGUCAGCAUGGAAGUUUCUCUCCACCAACAAAGUGGAGUUGAUGUCAUCUCAAUUCGAGGUCCAGAGAGCAGCGCUGGAGCAGAUGGCAGUGAGACUGAACAGCCUGCAGUACCCCAGCCCCGCCAGCAGGAGGAGCUCUGCACAGACUAGGGCCAACAGUCUGCAGGAGCUGGAGGCGGAGUACCAGGAGCUCUCUGAUUGGCUGAUGGACAUGGAUGCCAUGGUAACGGACAGUCACCAACUGAUGAUGUCUGAGGAACAGAGACAUCACCUGUUCAAGAGUUCCCACACAGAGCUGCAGAUGAUGGAGGGCAGGAGGAGCUCUCUUCUGUCCAGACUCGAGUUCUUCAGACGCAGCGGGAAUGAACCCCCCCGAGACCUGAUCCAGAAAGUCCAAGAACUAAACCAGACCUGGGACCAGAUCAAGAAGCUCCUGUCGGUACACUCUGGCCCCGCCCCUGCGCACCUGUCCUCCUGCCCCUCUCUGCUCUCCGCUGCCCCCGCUGGCCCCUCAGGUCGCUGCAUCCUGUCUCCUCUUACCGAGUCGCUCCUGGAACAGCUCGAGUCACGAAUCAAAGAACUCAAGUCAUGGCUCAGAGACACAGAGCUGCUCAUCUUCAACUCCUGUCUGAGGAACAACAAGGAGCCAGAGGAGCAGCUCCAGAGCUUUAAGUCUCUGUGCUCUGACAUUCGGGCUCGGCGUCGCGGCGUGUCUUCCGUUCUCAAACUCUGUCAGAAGCUGCUGCAGCAAAAUCAGCUGAGCCCCACGGCGGAGCAGGAAAUGGGCUCCACGGCGGAGCUGAGCCCUGAGGCGCAGCAGCACCAGGAGGCCCUGCAGCUGCUGUCCAUUAACCUGGAGCGGCGCUGGGAGGCCAUCGUCAUGCAGGCGCUGCAGUGGCAGAACAGACUCAAGAGAGAGCUGGGUGAUGAACAGGUCCCUGGAAACUUCCUGGAGCCCGGAUUGGUCGACCUCCACCAGAUCACCUCGGCUCAAAAUGUGGGAACGUCUGGAAUUUUAACAGAUGACUCGUGGGAAUGGGACGAGACAGACAUGACCAUCUCCGAAUCCAACGAGGAAAUAAAAGGACCGGAUUUAACCCACGAUUUACCUGCUCAAAAUGGCUCAACUUUCAAUGCAAACCCACAAAAAACUGCAAAUUCUACCAAUGUUUAUCAAGUUUAUAACCUUCACGAUGUGGAGUUGUACAAACAGCCACAAUUCCCACUCGCAAAUUUGAAAAACAAACCUGGAAAGCAUAACUUGUUGACAAAAUCAUUGAGCAAAGAUUCUUCAUUUUCUUCUGUGGAAUCUUUACCGGAUAUUUUAGGAGGAAUUAUGAACCAAAAGCAGGACAAAUGGAACGGGAAAGUUAAGAAAGGUAUUGAACGUGGAAUAUCGGUGAACAGUCGUAGAUCGGAAAGUGAAAGUGGAAUUGACACCGGAGAUACAGAGACGGCAAACUCGGAAAUACAAGAUUUUGAGGAUAAAGUUGAUGAUGGAAAAAUGAAUGAAAGAUGGAAGUUGGAAAGGAAUACUGAGGAAGACAUUGAAAGUUUCAGUACGGAUUUUGAAAGAACGCAAGAUUUUUUGGGCAAGAAAAGUUACAUGCAAAAUCGGAAGCCUCGGAAAGGGGAAGCAGUUGAAAUUUUGAUAAACGGACGUGGAAUUUUAACUCCUGCUGAUUCUGAUUCCGAUUUAGAAUUUGAAUCGGCAAAACCAUUUCAGGAAUUAAACUUUGAGCAAAAAUCUGGCUUAGAAAAUCGGUUCAGCCCUGUUUUAUCACAUGGUUCGUCCCUUGAAUCGUUGCUAGCGAUGGGCGUGGAACUGUUCCCAAUGCAGCGUAGUGCUUCCUUUGACAACACAAAUCGUAACGUGGACACACAAAAUGAGGAAACUGUGGAAAAACAAGAUUUAAAUUUAGGAAAAGUUGUUGAAAAUUCAUCCGAGGAGCUAAGCAGACGCACACUAGAUUUGUUACAACGACUUGAAAACAUCCAGAGCCCGAUAGGAGGCAAGAUGACCCGUAGCGUUUCGGAUAUGGCUCUAAUUAGCAUGUCUCCGAACCGAAUUCCUGCUUCUCCGUCUCUUGGUGGGAAAAUCUCUCCAUUGUCUGGGAUUUCUUCCCAUUUAAGUCCACCAUCUUUGGUGCAGGAAAGCUCCACGACCACUUCUAUGAUUGAACUGAGCGGUAUUGACGAUUUGUCUCAAAAUUCAGACGAUUUCAAACACAAGUACUUCAUCCCCGCUAGUGCCGUGAAUGCUAACUACUGCAAAAAGCAUGGGAAUAGACUGGACGAAGUGGAUGGAGCUAGCUUAAGCAUGGUGGUCAAUGUAUCGUCAGCGUGCACAGAUGAUGAAGAUGAUAACAGUGACCUUCUGUCAUCGUCGACGCUAACGGAGGAGGAGCUAGGAGUGAGGGAUGAAAUGGAGGACAGAUUUAGUGCUACAUCGUCUGCUAAUGAGGAAGAAUUUGACUCACCAUUUGGGUUGGAUUACAUGCAAAAAGAGCUAAAAAACUGGAUCCAAACGCCAUUUUCCAAAUCGGAAAUCGGGCUGAAAGAUGAGCUACAAUGUGGAUCCAACCUCCACCGCAACGAAAACGUGGAGAAGGCAUUUUUAAAUUCGUCGAAGCUCAUUGGAAAUAAGAGAAACAAAAAUGCUGAGGAAGAAAACCGACGUAACGCGACCAGAAGCUACAUUAGCCAAUUCGUGGAUGAUGUUGAGAACGGGAACGUUGACCAAAGUUGUUUAAAAAGCAAAGAUGCAGACGAUGAACUGUUACGAGAAGAAUCUAGCCUUUUUACGAAGAAAUCUGAGACGCUUCGAGAUUUUUAUGCAAAUACCGAAGAAAUAGCACAAGAUAUGAGCGAGUUUUUCUCACAAUCUGAAAACGGAAAGCAAGACGGUUCUAAAAGUUCCUCGUAUUUAGUCGGACAGUUAAAGGGCGAACUUCCAUGCCACAAUUCCUCUGUGCAGUCUCCGCCUUUGACAACAGAGGACUCAACUUCCCAUGAUGCACUGCGCAAAAAGACCAACGGAAGGAAAGCCAUAACGAUUCAGGAGAAGUUUAAGUUCAUGUCUCUGGUGCAGGAGCAGGCCAAACGGGAAGUGAGAGAGAGGGAUUUUCACAAUAAAAGACGUCAUGGCGCUCACUGCUGCAGCCACCAUCCUGGAACGUUUUAUUCUGAAGAGCCAAAGCCGCAGGAGGAGAACGUGCACGACUUUGUGAUGGAAAUUAUGGACCUGACCAACACGAGAAGGAACAGAGACGAGAUGGAGACGAGAGCGGAGACAGUGGGAGCACAUAUAAGAGAGAAGGUGCUGGAGCAUUCUCAUCGCUCGGUUCAGCUCAGAAACGGCGACUUCUACUCGUAUCUGUCUCUGUCCUCUCACGACAGCGACUGUGGAGAGGUGCUGCAGAUGUUAGACCACAAAAACAACUCGUCCUCCAGCAAUUCCCCCACGCCUCGCCUCAGCUCUCCCAGCCCGGAACAUUUUAGGAAAACUACGCCGGAACACUCCCUGACGAUCCAGGAGAGAGAGGGGAAAUCCGACCCCAACCCGAUCCACGCGCUCAGCCCGGAUAUCCGCGAUGAGGAGACACUAUUCCCAGCCUGUACCGAGGAGGUGUAUCUGGGACCUCCGCUCUGCUACAGCCUCUCUGCUCCUAAAAGACAGAAAAGACCCCAACAAAACCAGGAUUCAGGAAGACCAGAGGAAGUACUAGGAGAGUCAGGUCUGAGGUUUGAUUCCGGGAACAUGAGAGGGAAGAGUCCGAGCUACUAUUCAGUCCUGGAGAGAAGAGAGCGAGAAGAGGAGGAGGAGGAGGAGAGAUGGGCUCACCAAACAGGAGCUGGAGACAGGGAGCUGUCAAUCAUCCCGUGCGUCCUGUCUGAGGGCGGAGUCAGAGGAGGGACUCAGCGACGUUUCCCUGGAGAGCCUCAUCCUCCUGGAGACCCGUCCUUAGGGGACCCUGCUGGACCCUCUCCCCACUGAAGAGGCCUGGUUCUGGGCUGCGUGUGAGCGGACACCCCCCUCUCUCUCCUGGAGCUUCUCUCCUUUUCACGCUGCACUUAAACUGGAUUCAAACCAAACUUUAAGAGAACUUUGAGAGAAGAAACAGGUUUGGAAAUCUGGAUGGACAGAAAACUGAAACUAUAACGACAAGCAACUCAUUUAUAUUCAGAUAAUACUGUACAAUUAGAUUUAGCCUCAAAUAUCUUCACAAAUGUACAACAGUAACGUUGAACCAAAUCACAGACAAAUCUGUUUUUUUAUUUUAUUUUUAAAUUAAUUUUCAACCAGUAGGAAUUCAUUUAUUUAGAUUUUGUUACAUUUCACUUAUCGAUAGCACUCAGAGGUUUUACAUGAAGUCUGCAGUUUGAGUCUUGCCUUUAGUAAAACUGAUACUCUGCAGCGAUAUCAGACUGGGGUGUUCUACAUGGAUCUCUAUGGUGGACUCUUCAGCAUAGAGACACAGUGUGUGCAUUUACACUGAAAACUCAAUACAAAUCCCAAAGAAAACUCACCAAAAUUAUGAUCAAACUUCCACUUUUUAAAAAAUUUGAAACAGCCAAAAACAAUAGCAUAAAAUGAAAAAUGUAACAUUUUAGUUUUUGUAUAAAUCCCAAAGUGAUUUAAAGAGCACGUGUUCAAGAGCUCGGGAUCAAUCUGAGUGUUCAUGGUCCUGGAGUUUGAUUUUACACAAAAAGGUGAGAGUGACUAACUGAAAAACUGUUGGCUAAUGCUAGUUAGCUUGUGUCUAAUAUUAUAUGAGAGGGUCUUUUUUAAGCUCAUCUGUUGUUCUUCAGAUGUGUCAGUUCUUUAUGGUCAGAUUGUGCUAAAACAAAGCUCAGAUUAAAGUCUAAUAGAGCUUCAGACAGUGUAGUGCUUACAGUUAGCAUCACACCCCCAGUGAAUGUUGAUGACAUCAGCUGCAAAGUAUCAACAGUAUUUUUCACUCCGUGGGUUAUCAGUCUGGUCACCGCUCCCUCCAUCACCUCGAGUCAGAACCAAACGAGAUCGUCCAAUCAGAUUUGUUUAUUUCAGUGACACACGUGAAACGAAGGAGCUCAUUGGUCGCUCAUCAUUUACAAACAAAAUGCCACUUCUCUCCCUCAGAUGAACAGAGCUUUGUGCUUCGCUCAGUGAUAUUUUCAUUCUUUCUUUUCUCCUCUUACGCAGCCAUGUUUGUUUUGAUACAGACCGUGCUUGUCCCUGAUUGGCUCACACACCUGUCAAUCACGCCCAUCUGAGAAAUGUGUGUUUUGGAUCCCAGGCAAGUUUGAAACAAAAAUGCUAAACGAAAUGAUUUGAAUUCAGAAAUGAGCACUAAGUUAUUUUAAGUGUGUAUUUUGUAUGGCUUUUUUUAUAUAGUUUUUAAUUUAUUCUUAUUAUAAAGUUGAGUUAUGUUUAAGUCUGGACGUGUGGUGCUGCGGAUGCGGUUGAGUAGGUUUCACAUUAUUUAUUUUAUUAUUAUGCAAUUUUAGGUUUUAAAAUGUAGGAUAUUUAACUGUUUAAUGAUAUUUGGCUUUUUUAUUUUUUAUACUUUUCACUAUAGUUUUUAUGAAUUUGAAGAGAUGUUGACAGUUUUGAUAAAGGCCCCAUGAGGAAAAGGCUAAAUCAUUACACAAUUCUACACGUGCGUCAUUUUUAUUAUAUUUUUAAAUUUGUACAUAGCGUCGCAAAAUUUGACGAAAAUAAAUAAAAUAAAAAAUCACCAAAUUUAUGAUCAAACUUCCACUUUUUGAAAAAUUUGAAACAGCCACAAAUAAUAG
This is a messenger RNA of Periophthalmus magnuspinnatus, 5975 nucleotides long. Its product is annotated as A-kinase anchor protein 6-like. The coding region runs from base 1 to 4194 and encodes 1397 amino acids. NCBI's taxonomy places the organism in Eukaryota, Metazoa, Chordata, Actinopteri, Gobiiformes, Gobiidae. The transcript has 12 exons. The record is from RefSeq and is a predicted model, not a curated record.